This is a messenger RNA of Penicillium angulare, 1776 nucleotides long. It is a transcript of the gene cps1, whose product is annotated as Gly-Xaa carboxypeptidase. Gene Ontology annotation, molecular function: metallocarboxypeptidase activity. The transcript has 3 exons. Lineage: Eukaryota; Fungi; Ascomycota; Eurotiomycetes; Eurotiales; Aspergillaceae. The coding region runs from base 1 to 1776 and encodes 591 amino acids. Gene Ontology annotation, cellular component: fungal-type vacuole lumen. The record is from RefSeq and is a predicted model, not a curated record.
AUGAAAGCUCUUUCACUCCUCGGAUUGGCAACCCUGCCAUCCGCCAUCGCAUUGAACAUCCCGGUUCAGCAAAUCCUCUUCCCCGAGGCAGAUACAACACCCCGCAAUGCAGCCGUGAAGCCCUCUGCUCGCGAGACCUGUCCGCAGGCACAGAAGCUCGCUGCUCCGAAUGACGGCUUACACCCAGCAUUGACUUUCCUAGAAGAUGGUGCAUUCCGAGCUCGUCAGGCAAAGCGACUUUCCCAAGCCGUGCGAGUCCCAACAACAGUCGGCGAUUUCGCGGAGGACCCAUACGACGAGGCUUUUGCGCCUUUCGUAGAAUUCCAAACCUUGCUGAAGAAGUUGUUCCCUCUCGUGCACUCCCAAGCCGAGGUUGAGCACAUCAACCGCCUCGGUUUAGUCUUCACCUUCAAAGGCGCAGAUACAACCCGCAAGCCAAUCCUUUUCAUGGCCCACCAAGACGUAGUUCCAAUCGAUGACCCAUCUGACUGGACAUAUCCACCCUUCGAUGGUGUUUUUGACGGCGAAUGGAUCUGGGGCCGCGGCUCAAGCGACUGCAAGAACGUCCUUAUUGGCCUCAUGUCAACAUUGGAGGACCUUCUCUCCCAAGAUUGGAGCCCGCAGCGCACUAUCGUCUUCGCCUUCGGCUACGACGAGGAAUCACACGGCUGGCUAGGCGCGGGAUCAAUCGCCCCCGCUCUGGAAGAGAAAUACGGCAAAGACAGCUUCGAGUUCAUUCUCGAUGAAGGCGGCAUGGGACUCCAGAGUCUCGGCUCAGUCGGUGCUGAGUCAAACAGCGGCGAGGUCUUAUAUGCGCUUCCCGGCGUUGGAGAGAAGGGUAGUAUAGACCUAGUACUUGAGCUUGCUGUACCAGGCGGCCACAGCUCCGUACCACCUCCUCACACUGGCAUCGGUAUUAUGGCAGAGAUUCUGUAUGAGCUUGAGCGACAAGAACUUUUCAGUGCAUCGUUGGAUGAAUCGCACCCCUCAUUUGGGACGCUUGGGUGUCAGGCACGGUACUCAUCUGAGAGUGUUGAGCCCUGGUUAGCUGAGAAGCUUGCCGCGGGUGAUGCGGCAGACUUAGCUGAGUCCGUUGCAGAGUCUCGUGGUGAUAAGAUUCGAUAUACUUUACAGACGUCGCAGGCUGCUGAUCUGAUUCAUGGAGGUGUGAAGACAAAUGCGCUCCCAGAGAAGAUCUCAGCCGUUGUCAACUACCGAGUGGCCCUGCACCAAACGCCUGAUUUGGUCCAGGAACGUGCUGUGCGCAUCAUUGCCCCCAUUGCUGACCGCCACAAUGUCUCGCUGUCGGUUCAUUUCCCUGGAGCUUCGUUUAGCGGCGAAGAGGAGGGUGGUGACCGUACACUCAGCCUGUCACCGUUGAGCGAUCCUCUUGUCCCAGCGCCUAUCUCUCCAACUGAUCCGCUGACAUCCAAGGUCUGGGCUCGGUUCUCUGGUGUAACUCGAAGUGUUUUCGAGUCGCAUCCUAACCCGCUUGCCAAGUCAGAUGCAGAGGCUUCAUCAACUCCAACUGUUGUUGUCACUGGGGAUGUCAUGACUGGGAACACUGACACGCGCUUUUACUGGUCUCUGUCGGAGAACAUUUACAGGUGGAGUCCAUCCCGGGUUGGUGGGACGUUCAACAUCCACACCGUUGAUGAGCGUAUUCAUUUGGAUGUUCAUUUGGAGGGCAUGAUGCUUUACUAUGGGGGUUUUCUAACGAAUAUUCUGCUAGAUCUGAUUCGUUCUUUUGAUGGAUGGGAUGAAAGUUCCCAGUAA